This is a messenger RNA of Staurois parvus, 288 nucleotides long. Lineage: Eukaryota; Metazoa; Chordata; Amphibia; Anura; Ranidae. The record is from the annotation of a GenBank genome assembly.
GAAGGAGGAAUAGUGCUCCAUCAUUGUGACACCAAUGAUAGGGCACUAUUCCUCCCACACUGACACUAAUGAUGGGGCACUAUUCCUCCCACACUGACACUAAUGAUGGGGCACUAUUCCUCCCACACUGACACUAAUGAUGGGGCACUAUUCCUCCCACACUGACACUAAAUGGUGGGGCACUAUUCCUCCCACACUGACACUAAUGGUGGGGCACUAAUACUCCCACUGACACAAAUGAUGCUUACAUUGCUGACCCCUGCUCCAGCUCGGGCUCCCUCCCUCUCC